AUGAAGAGGCAGAACCAGAGCAUGGUCACUGAGUUCAUCCUUAUAGGCUUCUCAAACCUGGGGGAUCUGCAAAUCCUGCUCUUCUGUAUCUUCCUGCUAGUCUACCUGACCACUCUGACGGCCAAUGCCACCAUCAUGACUGUCAUUCGCCUGGAAAAGGCUUUGCACACCCCUAUGUACUUCUUCCUCUUUGUCCUUUCCUGCUCUGAAACAUGCUACACUCUGGUCAUCAUACCCAAAAUGCUAACCAACCUGCUGUCCACAAUUCCAACCAUCUCUUUCUCUGGGUGUGCUGCCCAGCUCUAUUUCUUUGUGGGCUUGGCUUGUACCAACUGUUUUCUCAUUGCUGUGAUGGGCUAUGAUCGCUACAUUGCCAUCUGCAACCCUCUUAACUACACACUCAUCGUCAGCCAAGCCACCUGUAUACAGUUGGUUCUGGCCUCCAGUUUUUGUGGUUUCCUGAUCUCUGUGGUUGUCAACAUCCUGGUGUUCAGCGUGCCCUUCUGUGCCUCUAAUCGCAUCAACCACUUUUUCUGUGACAUUUCCCCUGUCAUAAAACUGGGCUGCACAGACACCAACCUGAAGGAGAUGGUCAUCUUCUUUCUCAGCAUUCUUGUAUUGCUGGUUCCCUUUGUGUUGAUCUUCAUCUCCUAUGUCUUCAUCGUUUCCACCAUCCUCAAAAUCUCCUCAGCGGAGGGGCAGCGUAAAGCCUUUGCCACCUGUGCCUCCCACCUCACGGUGGUCAUUGUCCAUUAUGGCUGUGCUUCCUUUAUCUACCUGAGGCCCACAUCCCUGUACUCCUCAGAUAAGGACCGGCUUGUGGCAGUGACCUAUACUGUGAUCACCCCCCUACUCAACCCCCUUGUCUACACACUGAGAAAUAAAGAAGUAAACAUGGCUCUGAGAAAGGUUCUGAGCAGAUACGCAUUUCCCAAAACACUCUGA
Microcebus murinus (gray mouse lemur) is the source of this 945-nucleotide messenger RNA. Its product is annotated as olfactory receptor 10T2-like. Gene Ontology annotation, biological process: G protein-coupled receptor signaling pathway. Gene Ontology annotation, molecular function: G protein-coupled receptor activity; olfactory receptor activity. Gene Ontology annotation, cellular component: membrane. The record is from RefSeq and is a predicted model, not a curated record. Lineage: Eukaryota; Metazoa; Chordata; Mammalia; Primates; Cheirogaleidae.